AUGGCGGAUGUGAGCAUGUUUUGCCUUCUGUUUCUUAUCUGCGCAUGUCUCGCAAGGACAUCCGGGGAUACUACCUACUCCGGAACCGUACCUAAAAAGAAAGGACGAUGGCUAAUCAUGGAUUCGUUGUUAAAUUCUAUGGAUAGCAAAUGCAAAAUAUUUUCCUCAAGGCCGGAAAUUUACGAAACUAUCAAGAAAAUGGAGUUUGAAAUGGGAGUGACGUUGUUUGAAUUUGAUUUUUCCAUGUUUAAUACGUCAGAACCGUUACAACUGAAUUCUGGGUAUAUUUACAAACCGUGGCAGUGGUAUAAGACUAAAUCGCAACAUGGCCGAACGUUGCUAAUGUUGUCGUUUCAUUAUGACAUUCUUUCUAUGACGAUUUUGAAAAUCGGUGUUGUUCGUCUGCCAAUAGAACUUCGAGACCAACCACUCGGUUGUUUUAAAAAUCUGACGGCUGUAGAUCAGUUGACGUUAAUCAACGAGAUGCUAUUGAACAAUUUCCAAGUUGGAAAAAUCAUAAAGACAGGUACAGAUCAUAGGGAUUACGUUUGUCAUCAAGUCAUCCGCGAAAACAAUGGCGCUGCGGAAUUUGUGAAUGCGUGUUGCUCACUGGUGGACGAUGAGAUCGUAUGUUUGGAUCAAGUAGACGAUAAAUGGAUUACAAUUUUGUAUUUUUCUAUAACUUUAGUCAAAGUGUUGGUGUUUUUAUUUUUCCCGCUCUUUCUACCUACCAAUAUGUACAGCGCCGUCUACGUGGCGUCUGAAUACGUCGUCAAGUUGAAAAAGGCGGUAAAAAUGAAAAUUUUAGUUUCGGAGAAAACAGACUGUCACGUGCGCUUUAAGAAACGGAUAACGUUAGAAGAUGUGUCAAAAUUUUGGCGAUUUCGUGAAGAGAUCGAUUCUCUACCAACUGAAGAAAUCGUUCCUAUCAAAAUGGAAGAAAUUCGGAUAACUGUGAAAGGAAAACGGAUUAUUCCUGAAAAUGAGCCACCUACCGGUUUGUUACGGACGGCUUACGAUAAUCUAGUGCGAUGUAAGAUUAAAGGUCUUGAACCAUUCAACGAAUGUUGUGAUUUGAGUGUGUAUGCAUCGUUAGAAAACAGUUUCAAUCAUAAAUUUACGUGGCAUAUGUGUAUGCAAGGGUUUAUCAAAUGUCUAAUGGUGUUUUUAGUACCUCUACCGUUCUAUUGUCGGCUGUUUGUUUAUUAUCAGUUCGAAGAACAAGAGAUGAUGCAAAGGCGAGCCGCCAUAGCUGAAGCCAAUCUGGACGAACAGUUUAAUUUCUAUAGAACGAAUCCGAUGCAGUAUUUUACUCCUACACAUGGUAUUUUCAUAGCGGCGUAUUGUUUGUAUUUUCUAUCAGGAAUAGUACUGGGAUUUUCCGAACAGCAGGUGCGCGAUAAACUGAAAUCCAUCGCUAGAUUGGCACUACAAGAUAUGUCUAACGUUUCUCAAGUCGGAGUUAUACAAGUGAUUCUUAGAAUUGGGUUAUGGCCCUUUAAGAAGUGUGGAUUAAUUGCUAUAUUGUUAAUACCGUUAUAUAUUGCUAUAACCCUACCAUUUAGUGCUAUAACCUUUCUUGUGUAUUGUAUACCAACCAUCUACCUUUCGUACAGACUCGUAUUCCAUUCUUGGAAGCAAAUCGGCGAAAACACACCACUUCAAGAAGAGCAGAAGCGUCGGUUUGAAAAAAUGCGAAAAUUAAAACGUCGGCUCUCGCGUAUUGACACAGCAGUGCAUAACAUCCAAGAUAGCGAGGAGGAAAAUUGCUGCCCCUCGUCAGGCGGGUUCAGCGUCUUUUACACUGUCAAAACUAUAUUCUUACAAUGCAUUGUGGGAAUUUUUAAUCUGUGUGUUCUGUACGCUAUAGCUCUCAUAUUCGCUGAAUCGUUCGGACUAUUGGUAGAAGUUCUUGCGUUUACUAUGAUGGGUAUAAUCGUGAACGCAAGUAGUACGCUGAAGUACGUAACGAUGGUGUUACUUGUGUUCGUUUACAUGCACGACUGUUAUAACAACGUGUACGAAAACUACUUACAGUUUAAUAAAACUAUCAUCGAGGACAUGAUCGACAGGGUGGACGAUUUGAGAAAAAUUGCAAGUCUACCUUCAAGUAUGCAGGAAAACGCUGGAUUCCAGGUGAAAACAAUGGCCGAGGAUCCGCCAGUUAAGACAAGGUUGGAUUUCGGAAAGGGGGAAAUCCGAUGGAAAAUCGGACAAUUGUUACUAUUUUUAGAUUCUCACGAUACCCCGCGAAUUCCAUUACGUUUGUUUAAGAAGUUGUGUGAGGUCAGAGUGCACGGUGCUCCGGGCCCUGUGUAUAUCAAUCUAUUACGAGCCACUGGGAAAUUCCUCAUUAUUGUUGUGUUUCUGUUGUUUGUUAUGAUCGUUGUCAUGGCAUUUGGAAACGUCCAUCAAAUGUCCUCGACCAAUCAGACUCUAGCGACUAUGGCGGGGGGUUUCGUACCAAUGUUACUUAAAAACGUGCUAUCGUCAAAAUCUGUGAAAUUAAGUUUAAAAACUAUCAGUUUUAAGGGACAAAUUGAUGAAAUUAUCACUGAUUACAAACAACAUUGGCCAUGCACCGAUAUCAUAUUUACUAGAGACCUACCCGAGGAGGAGGAAGACGCUGGGGAUGGCGAAGGAAGUGACGACAAAGAUAAAGAUAAAGAUAAGGACAAAGACAAAGAUAAGGACAAAGAUGAGGACAAAUCGAAGGACAAAUCGAAGGAAAAAGAAAACGAAAAUGACGCAAAGCCGAAAGAAAAUCCCAAGCUAAAGGAAAAGACAGAAGAUACUACGAAAAACGAAACGAAGAUCGAUGUAGUCCCUGAUGAAGUCAAAACAAAAUGUAACGGUAAAGUCGUUUUCUCAGAUGAAAUCGAAGAAGAAAAGAAACCGGAAGUAAAACAGCCAGGUGGCGCAAGUGGUGAUGUUAAACCGGAAGAGGAAGUAGUUGAUCUAUUUGUUGACCUCAGUGUAGCGGAUGCACCAGGAGGAUGGUCUGUGUAUGGUUCGUCAGAGAGCCUUCCAUCGAAUUCUAUGAUGCCACCAUAUUAUUCAGAAAACAUGAAUCCCCCUCCAUAUUCUGUCAGUAUGGCGUAGAGCUCAAAAUGUCAAUUUUAAUGUACACGUUUCGCAGAUUAAUUGAAUCCCUCUACUGGGAUCCCAGACUUUCUCUAUAUUUUCGACAGUGUUCUGUUGAUAUGCGGUAGGACUCAAAAUAAUUACAUGAAGCCAAAUGUACACAUUCGGUCACAUUGGAGAGUGAUCCCCCUUCCUAUAUGCUAAUAUGGUAUAGAGCUCAAAAUACUUAUUCAAAUGUACGCAUUCUUUAUAUGGGUCUCAAAUACCAUUGUUGCGAUGCAGCUAUAUUCUGUGACAUGGAUCUCCAAUACCUAAAAGACUUAUUCUGUUCUUAUUCUCGGCCAAAUUAGAAAUAAAACCUCAGUACAUUUGUAUUUUUGCGACCCUCCAAACUCUGUAAUUCCAGUUGUUGUUUAUAUUUUCUUUUUGUUUCUUAUAAAUUGUACAAAAUAUUAAAAUUUAUUCAUC
This is a messenger RNA of Lottia gigantea (owl limpet), 3552 nucleotides long. RefSeq lists its product as hypothetical. Bases 1 to 3102 code for a protein of 1033 amino acids. The record is from RefSeq and is a predicted model, not a curated record. The transcript has 2 exons. Lineage: Eukaryota; Metazoa; Mollusca; Gastropoda; Lottiidae.